Messenger RNA from Rosa chinensis, 867 nucleotides. Its product is annotated as leucine-rich repeat receptor protein kinase EMS1. Bases 1 to 867 code for a protein of 288 amino acids. Gene Ontology annotation, biological process: protein phosphorylation. The record is from RefSeq and is a predicted model, not a curated record. Gene Ontology annotation, molecular function: protein tyrosine kinase activity; ATP binding. Lineage: Eukaryota; Viridiplantae; Streptophyta; Magnoliopsida; Rosales; Rosaceae. The transcript has a single exon.
AUGUCAUCGUCUCAGUUCUCCAUGCCCAAGCUUCUCAAGGCCACCCAAAACUUCUCGCCAGACAUGAUCAUCGGCCAUGGGGACUCCUUCCUGCUUUACAAGGCUCAUCUCUCCAACGGUCUCACCGUCGCCGUCAAGAAGCUUGAUCCCAGAGAGUUCCCAGGGUUUAGGGAAUUCCGAGCUGAAGCCCAAACACUUGGAAAGCUUCUACACCCAAAUAUCAUCAAGCUCUUGGGAUACAGCUCUGAUGGACAUUUCGUGUACGAGUACAUUGAGAGAGGUGAUCUUCAGUGCUUGCUACAUGACUCCGAUAACCCUUUACCAUGGUCAACCAGGUUAGGGAUUGUUAGAGGUGUGGCUAGUGGGCUCGCAUAUUUGCAUGGCUUGAAAAGCCCUAUUGUUCAUAGGGACAUCAGAGCCAAAAAUGUGUUACUUGACUUGGAGUUUCAGCCACAUAUUACUAGCUUUGGGCUCGCUAGACAGAUCGAAUCAUCGUAUGUCUCGACUAUUGAUGAUGGCGUCAUGGGGUACAUGCCACCGGAGUACCUAGCGGGGAGCAAUGUGGCUACCUUGAGAGGAGAUGUGUAUAGUUUUGGGAUUCUGAUGCUGGAAAUCGCAACUGCGAAAUGGCCCAACCUGCCGAUCAUGUUUGAUCACAAGAAAAUGAGGAUUGUGGAAUGGGCCAGGAAAAUGGUCAUGGGUGAUCGGCAAAUAGAAAUGAUGGAUUCUUGUAUUCCGAUACAGGAUUUGGAUGAAGACAUAGUUAAGAAGUAUUUUUCCAUUGCUUGUUCGUGUUCUCAUGAGAUUGCAAGAGAGAGGCCUCCUAUGAUCGAGGUCGUCAAGCUUUUAAAUGAGCUUUCAAUGUGA